AUGCUCGUCCAGUACCUGCUUGCCAUCCUCUCCCUACCCGCCUUCACCUUCGCCUUUCCCACUACCAAAUCUAUUUCCGAGCGCGCCACCUUUUCCGACGUGAUGUUUACCAGCACUUUUCCGGAGCAGAUCGUCCCCGGCUCCACCACUCUCAACCUUGCCUGGGAAGGCGGUGAUGGUCGUUACGAAGGUGUAUACCAUAUUGGAGUAUCCUGGUCUUCCUACCAUCCACGUGAAGUCCUCUUGAGUGGAGCUUUUUCUGGUACACUUGACUGUUGUUUGGCAUGGGGCUCAUUUUCCCCAUCAUGCGUAUAUCAGCCUGGAUUCAUAUUCCACAACACGACAGAGACGUCUGUGACUUGGACCCUCAACAGCCCUACGUACGGUACUUUCCUGCAAACUCGACGCUGCGUGGGCGGAAACAGUCGAUUUGGAGUCGCAGAUGUGAAUAAUAAUGUCGAUGCCGAGCAUUGGUAUCAGCUCGUUGGGCCUAUUCCUGUUGAUGAAGACUAG
Messenger RNA from Cryptococcus wingfieldii CBS 7118, 513 nucleotides. RefSeq lists its product as hypothetical. The record is from RefSeq and is a predicted model, not a curated record. Bases 1 to 513 code for a protein of 170 amino acids. The transcript has 2 exons. Lineage: Eukaryota; Fungi; Basidiomycota; Tremellomycetes; Tremellales; Cryptococcaceae.